Scheffersomyces coipomensis is the source of this 672-nucleotide messenger RNA. RefSeq lists its product as uncharacterized. The transcript has a single exon. The coding region runs from base 1 to 672 and encodes 223 amino acids. Lineage: Eukaryota; Fungi; Ascomycota; Pichiomycetes; Serinales; Debaryomycetaceae. The record is from RefSeq and is a predicted model, not a curated record.
AUGGCUAAUCCAAAUGCCAACAUACUUGAUUCUGCAUUUACGAAUUUAGAUGCGUUUAUGUUAACAUACAGCGGGAUUAACCUUGAUAAUAUAACAGGAGCUGAAAGAGCAGCGCUACUGGAAAAAUUAACUACAAUUUUAAGAAUAUUUAACCAUCCUCAUCCACAAGAAGUAUUAGAUCAAUAUAUUCAAUUCCAGUUAGACGUACAAACUCGUAUAGGAAAUAUUAUUAAUGAUCUAAGAGAAAUCCAACAAUUUCAAGUGCCACCACAACCACAACAGUUGCAGCAAGAGGAACCACCAAUGAUCAAUAAUAAUAAUGAACAACAACAACAACAAGAAGAAGAACAACAACCAAAUAUGAUCAAUAAUCCAAAUCCAAAUCCAAAUCCUAAUACUAGAAGAAGAAGAAUCUCAAGAUCAACAACUGCUGGUCAAGAUCCAAUUUCAACGACAAUGUCAUCCACUUUAUUAACCAUAUCAUCUACUUUAACAACCAUGUCAUCCACAAUGUCAUCCACGCUUACAGAAAUUAGUUCUUUUGCAAAGAGCCAAAAGAAAGUUAAUAAUAGAAUAUUAGCUAAACUUGAUGAAAUUUCUAAGACUCAAAUGGAUAUAGCUAAAGCUCAAACCAAUAUGGCUAGAAGUUUGAGAGCGAAUAAUCGCAAUUAA